This is a messenger RNA of Staurois parvus, 282 nucleotides long. NCBI's taxonomy places the organism in Eukaryota, Metazoa, Chordata, Amphibia, Anura, Ranidae. The record is from the annotation of a GenBank genome assembly.
CGCCGCAUUAUUGGUGUCGGAGGAAUAGCGUCCCAUCGUUGGUUGGGGGGGUGGGGGGGGUGGGAUAGUGCCCCAUCAUUGGUGUCAGUGGGGGGGUGGGAUAGUGCCCCAUCAUUGGUGUCAGUGGGGGGUGGGAUAGUGCCCCAUCAUUGGUGUCAGUGGGGGGGUGGGAUAGUGCCCCAUCAUUGGUGUCAGUGGGGGGGUGGGAUAGUGCCCCAUCAUUGGUGUCAGUGGGGGGGUGGGAUAGUGCCCCAUCAUUGGUGUCAGUGGGGGGGUGGGAUA